Molecule: messenger RNA, 549 nt
Organism: Aphanomyces astaci
Lineage: Eukaryota; Oomycota; Saprolegniomycetes; Saprolegniales; Verrucalvaceae
Exons: 1
Coding region: 1-549 (182 amino acids)
Source: RefSeq, a predicted model, not a curated record
AUGUCUUGCUACUUUAAAGGGUGCGCGCGACCUGUUCUGCAAGGCGCGGCCAAAUGUGACUUCCAUCGACAACGCUCCAUGUGUGUCGUAGCCGACUGUCGCAACCAAGUGUUUGCCCGCAAUCUGUGCGUGCGCCACGGUGGCAAGAAGUCUUGUGUCCACGAAGGCUGUCGGGAAAAUGUUCGCGUGGGAGACCUCUGCGGGAAGCAUGGCGCCAGCGCCCACCGCAAAAUGUGCAUUGAAGACGGCUGCAACAAGUUUGCGCAGACCAAACAACGCUGCUCGGCCCACGGAGGCGGCCAACGCUGCAAACGAUCCGGCUGCUUUGCCCACGCCCGCCGAGGCGGGUUCUGUACUCGGCACAGUUCCCUCAGUCGCCUGAACAAGGCAGAUCGGUCCGAAGAAUUGGUCGAAGUGUGUGACAGAGUGCAGUGUCCGCCGUUUACUUUAUUUCCAAAGGUAGCCGCUCCUGCCGUGAACAAACUCAGCUUGAGUUUGAUAUUAAACCCCCACGAGUCCUCCAGGCGUAGUAGUGUCGAGUGGACGUAA